Messenger RNA from Sciurus carolinensis (gray squirrel), 2182 nucleotides. RefSeq names its product insulin like growth factor binding protein 4 (gene Igfbp4). Bases 294 to 1070 code for a protein of 258 amino acids. Gene Ontology annotation, biological process: regulation of insulin-like growth factor receptor signaling pathway. The record is from RefSeq and is a predicted model, not a curated record. Gene Ontology annotation, cellular component: extracellular region. The transcript has 4 exons. NCBI's taxonomy places the organism in Eukaryota, Metazoa, Chordata, Mammalia, Rodentia, Sciuridae. Gene Ontology annotation, molecular function: insulin-like growth factor II binding; insulin-like growth factor I binding.
AGCCGGUCCCGGGCAGCCGCUCAGCCCCCUGCCCCCAGCCGCCAGCCGCCUGCCUGGGCCGGGCCGAGGAUGCGGCGCAGCGCCUCGGCUGCCAGGCUCGCUCCGCUCCGGCGCGCUUGCUAACUUCCCCCGGCUCUGUCAUUGCCCGCCAGCCGGGCCGCCCCGUCUCCCCGCGCCCUCCGGGUCGGGUCCUCCAGGCGCGCCGGGCGCUGCUGCCGGGUGCCACUGCUUCCCGCCCGCGUGUCCGCGCUCCCCGCCUGCGCCCCGCGCCCGCUCCCGGUCCUCGCGCGGUCAUGCUGCCCCUCUGCCUCGUGGCCGCCUUGCUGCUGGCCGCAGGGCCCGGGCCGAGCCUGGGCGACGAAGCCAUCCACUGCCCGCCCUGCUCCGAGGAGAAGCUGGCGCGCUGCCGCCCCCCCGUGGGCUGCGAGGAGCUGGUGCGGGAGCCCGGCUGUGGCUGUUGCGCCACUUGCGCCCUGGGCUUAGGGAUGCCCUGUGGGGUGUAUACCCCCCGCUGCGGCUCGGGCCUGCGCUGCUACCCGCCCCGUGGGGUAGAGAAGCCCCUGCACACGCUGAUGCACGGGCAAGGGGUGUGCAUGGAGCUGGCGGAGAUCGAGGCCAUCCAGGAAAGCCUGCAGUCCUCUGACAAGGAUGAGGGUGACCACCCCAACAACAGCUUCAGCCCUUGCAGUGCUCAUGACCGCAGGUGCCUGCAGAAGCACUUCGCCAAAAUGCGGGACCGGAGCACCAGUGGGGGCAAGAUGAAGGUCAUCGGGGCACCUCGGGAGGAAGCCCGGCCUGUGCCCCAGGGCUCCUGCCAGAGCGAGCUGCACCGGGCCCUGGAGCGCCUGGCUGCCUCGCAGAGUCGCACCCACGAGGACCUCUUUAUCAUCCCCAUCCCCAACUGCGACCGCAACGGCAACUUCCACCCCAAACAGUGUCACCCAGCUCUGGAUGGGCAGCGCGGCAAGUGCUGGUGUGUGGACCGGAAGACAGGCGUGAAGCUUCCAGGGGGCCUGGAGCCCAAAGGGGAGCUGGACUGCCACCAACUGGCUGACAGCUUCCGAGAGUGAAACCUGCCAGCAGGCAGGGGGCUUGGUGCCCCCUACUACCCCCCACUUUGGGGACUGCAAAGUUGACCUGGAGUGGAGUCUGGGUCUGGGUCCAAGCUUUGCCUUUGACCCAGAAGUUUCCCUUGGGGUGUGUGUGUGUGUGUGUGUGUGUGUGUGCGCGCGCGCGCGCGCGCGCGUGUGUGUUUAUGGGCCCUAGUGUGCCCUUGGGGUAAGCCAGAGCCUGGAGUGUCCUCUUUGAGCUUAGAUAGCCCAAGAGAUCUGAGAGUGGCCAUGGGGAGCCCUGUUUGUUUCCAGAUCAGUCCUGGGUUCAUUCAUGCAUUCAGUCAUCUAGAAACAUUUAUCGACCACAUUCUAUGUGCCAGCUGUAGUUUUCAGCCCUGGGUGCCCUUGUUCUGACUUCCUCUGAUUGUGGCACACGAACCAUUCCCGUAAAGUGAGCACAGGCCUGUGGCAGAAGAGAAACCUCGUUCCUAGAGUCAGAGAGGAGGAGAGACGUGCAUGUUGACCAUUGUCUCUCCCCUUAUCUAGUCACAGGGUGGGAGCUGGCUUCAAGACCCAGACCCACGCCCAAAGCUUAGGCUUGCCAGACUCCCCUGCUCUUCUUCCCCAGGUCCUCCUGCUGAGAGGGGAAGGACCCGGGAGACAAGCCCACUUUUGGGUCUGGGUGUUGUGUCAUCUGCUUGGUUGCCUGGCAGCUGAGACCCUGCUUUUGGUGAGGGAGAGGGGACAGAGAAAGGCCUACAGGGCAGAGAUCAGGUCUGGCCAUGUCCUUGAGCCGUCAGGUGGGAAGAAAGAAUGCAGGACUGGAUUGAGUGUGCCCGAUGGAGAUGAGAACCUACGUGUUGGGGGACGAGGGGCUUGUCUGGGGUCCUGUUCCCUACCUGUUUGUGGUCACAGCCAUGAAGUCACCAGGGUGUCCCCAUCUUUCCAGUGGCUCACUACUUGUGACUCUGCCUUCCUUCCAGUAUCUUUUUCCCCUACACCUGCCCACAAGUCCCUAUUCCUCUGGGCAUUUUCUAGCUUGGUUGGAGACUUAGGGACCUGGUUGACUGUUAUGUCUUGUCUUUCUUUUCUCCUCCCACCCGCCCCCCAUUCUUUUUUUUUUUUUUUUU